AUGGCCGCGGCCGGGACGGACGUGUGGGUGAGCACCUUCGCCCAGCUGAUGAGUGAGCGGAAGCCCCGGGACGCCUGGGUCCUGCUCCCUCAGGAGAGCCUGGCCGCCGGGCCCCUGGAUGGCAGCAGCUUCCAGUACCGGCUAAAGGGGCUUUCGAGGCUCCAGUGCAGCCGCUGCCUGUGGGUGUGGCGCUCGGCCCAUGUGCACAUCCUCUUCCACCUGUGGUGGGAUGCGGGCAGCCGCCAGGGCCUGGUGAAGAUGCGAGUGUGGGGCCAGCGGUGCCGAAUGUGCCCGCCGGGGCCCCCGGGGCCCCGCGGCGACUGCCAGGUGAGUCCACUCAACGUGUGGAUCUUCCUAAGUAAGCUGGUGCUGCACAUCUUGCGGCGCUGCUACGGAGAUACCCUCAGUCACUGCCCCGAGGUGCGCUUCGGCGACCGCUGCGAGGCUUGCGAGCUGCAGCUCUGCUUCCUGCAGAAGGCGCCCGAGCUGGCCUGGGCGCCCCCAGCCAGGCCCAGGCACGCGCCUGGUUGCUGCGCCCACGAGCCCGGCUGCGCCACGGUGCCGCUGUUGGUGACCGACUUCGUGGAGGAGCCUCUGUCGCAGAGCGGCGACUUCCUGUUCGAGGGCGCCGGCGUGGUCACCCUGCCCUUCGCGCUCGCGGACGCGGACGCGGGCGGUGGCACCGGCACCCUGUGCCUCUUCGCCGAAGCUGGCGCGGUGCCCGAGGCUGGGGGCUUCCCCGUGGACGUUAGAGACCCGGUGCUCCGUGGCGAGGGCCUGCUGCUCAGCGACGUGGACGACACCUUCCAGAUGCGCGGCUUCGUCUUCGGCGCCCGCGACCGCGCGCCCCGCGCUGUGAGCGUGGCCCGGGGCCGCGGCCCGCUGUCAGUCAGUGCGGGCCUGGCGCCGCCGCCGCCCGCCGUGUCCUACGUGGUGGGGCUGGCGGCAGACGGCGAGGGCGCGCUCAGCUUCCCCUGGGCCCUGCUGGGCGCGCUGGGCCGGGCCGGGGGCCCCGGCGCCGAGGGCUCCGUCACCUUCCCCUUCUGCUUCGCUGAGGGCGCGGACGACGGCCGUGGGCCGCUCCCGCCAGCCCCGGGGGCCGAGGAGGGCGCGCCCGCGCCGGUGCCCGUGAGCCGCGGCUCCAUCACCGUCCCCUUCGCGGCGCUGGAGGCCGCGCGGCGCCUGAGCACCGAGCACCCGGCCGGCGGUGCCCAGGGCGGCGGCUUCGUGGGCUACAGCUACUGCCGGCGGCGCGCGCGGGCACGGGCGCACGAGGAGGACGAGCCGCGCGCCUGUGCCGCCCCACGCCGGCCGCGCGCUGAGCCCUCCGAGGACUUCUGGAUCUGGGUGUCCAUGACAGUCUGUAUCUUCUGGCUCAUGUGCAUGUGCAGACUCAACUUCAGUAUUUUCCAGCAGCCGGCCUGA
Ochotona curzoniae (black-lipped pika) is the source of this 1425-nucleotide messenger RNA. RefSeq names its product receptor transporter protein 5 (putative) (gene RTP5). Gene Ontology annotation, molecular function: olfactory receptor binding. Bases 1 to 1425 code for a protein of 474 amino acids. Gene Ontology annotation, biological process: protein insertion into membrane; protein targeting to membrane; detection of chemical stimulus involved in sensory perception of bitter taste. The transcript is spliced from 2 exons. The record is from RefSeq and is a predicted model, not a curated record. Lineage: Eukaryota; Metazoa; Chordata; Mammalia; Lagomorpha; Ochotonidae.